CACAAUUAAGAUAAUGACAAAUUAAAUUUAAAAUGGAGUCCUAGUGUAUUUCUUACACUAAUAUCUCAUAUUGAAAUGAAUUAAUUUGUGAAUAUAACUGCAGUAGUUUUAAAAAAUAUAUUUUGGAACAAUGGAUUUUAGAUUAUUGUGGUUUGUAAAAUGCAUAAAUAAUGUUUUUGAAAUUGGAUCUGAAAAAGAGACAAUUAAACUAUUUGGAGACACUCUAAAUAAAGAUGAAGGAUUGUUAAGACAGCAAUUUACCCAGUACCUUGAAUCUUCGACAGUCAACAGAAAUAUGAAUACAAAUAUAUUUUACAUCUACAUAACUACGGUAAAAAAAGUCAUCAAAGAGGAAAUUGAAGUUGAAGAAGAACUAUCUGAGCUUGAAAUUCAAUCAUUGAGAGAGUCUGAUAGUAAAAAAAAAAAGAAAAAGCACCAUCAAGAUAAGAAGAAAAAGAAAAAAUACGUUCACAGAGAAGACACAUUAACCAGCGGUGACUCGCCAGCCUCAGAUACUGACAAUGAAUCAGAUGACGGAAAGUCUAGAGAUGGUUAUUCCAGCCCAGAUACUGCUAUACAAAUGGCUGACGAAGAUGGGAUAAAAAAAUAUUCCGAAAAACUAUUUAAAAGAGUAAAAGUGAUCCAAGAAAAAAUAAUUACUUUACCAGAACUGCAUGUUCAUUUUGGAUGUAUGGUUGGAAAUCUUAAUGCUGAUCUCAAAUACUUGUAUUUUGUUAAGAAUACAAACUCAAUUAUUCCAGUUUACGAUUUAGAAGAAGAAGCUGAUUUUUAUAUGCCUAGUCAAUUUUUAAUUGGUAAUAAAGCUGGGUGUUUAAUUAAAACUAUGGAAAAAGAAUUGGAAAAUAUUUGGAUACCAACUGUAAAAAAACAUUUAAUUGAUCCAUUUUUACACGAUUGUGUUACUACUCGCACUGAAAAAAAUAUUAUUAAAACAUUGACAUCAGCAAGUAUACCAUCCACAUUUGUACGAAUAACUCGUGAAAUUAAAGCUCAACACGAUUAUGAAAUUCUUAGCGAAGAGCGUCCAGAUGAUUAUGAAAAAAGACUUGAUUCUGUUGACUUAGAAAAAAUUAUAUCACUAAGCGAACUUUUUAUUCUUGAAUCAUUACCAACGUAUGAUAUAAAUAAACUGACAUCAUCAGAACCAUUGAAACAUCAUUUUUUAAUAGAAUUGCAAUGUUUAUCAGAUAAAUUAAAGUGGACAAUAGAUUACAUGCUAAAAAGACAAUCAUUGAAAGCCACUGAAUAUUUAAGUGGUCUUACCAAGGAUAAUGUAGAAGAAAUAGCUGAAGCUCUUGAAAAAACUCCUGCUAUGAUUCUUCAAUGUGUUAAUAUACUAGAAAAUUGGAAUUCAAAAAUGAAAAAUCUUUGUUCUAGUAUUUUUGAGUUUCAAGAGCGAGAGACUAUCCAAUCAGAGUUUAAUUUUUGGAAAAACAGUGAAGCAUCAGUUAGAUCGAUUAUAGAUGAACUUGAAUCUGAAGAUACAAAAUUGUUUCUCGAUGUAGUAGAAAAAACGUCAAACUGUACACAAGCAAUUAAAAACAUUUGGGAUGAAUUUAAAAUUGUUAAAUUACAAUUUAUUCGUUCGUGUGGCAUAGCAAAAGAUAAUUUAAAAUAUGUUUCACUUAUCAUGGAACACUAUAAGGAUUUUAUAUCAGCAGAUUUUAAUACAAUAAUUAAAGUUAUACCUAUUUGGUUUGAUGAUUUAAGAACUAUAUGGGUUUUAUCACCAUAUUUUGGUAAAGACGUAAAUAUGUUAAGAUUGCUUUUGCAAAUUUCAAAUGGCUUAUGUGAAAACGUCGGAAGAAAUUUAGGUGACUUAAAAUUAAUUUUCAAAAAUAAGAAUAUAAAAGAAAUAUCAGAAAUGUCUUUUAAUGCCACUAAAAUGUUGGAUGUUUGGUCAGCAGAAUACUUAGAAACUAGAAAAUCUAUUGAAAAAUCUAAAUUCCAACGAUGGGAGUUUGAUAAAUGUGUACUGUUUAACAAAAUAGAAUACAUUAAACGUAUAGCAAAAGAUAUUCAUGAAAUAGUAGUAACAAUUAAUCAAUUUUUGAACAUUUUGGGUUCGGAUUUAAGAUCAGUCAUUAAAGACAUGAUUGGUUUAGAUGUUAUGAUAAGUAGGGUAAAAUCGCUUUACAAAGUUUUUGAUGCUAUUGAUUUUGAUUUAUUUUGCGAAGAUAAUGUAGAAAAUUGGAAUUUAUUCUUAAAAGAAUUUAAUUUGGAAGUAUUAAGAGUUGAAGAAGAAUGCAAAAUUUUUAUUGACUGGUGUUUUAAUAAUUUAAGGUCGUGUAAAGAGGCAUAUUUAAUUUUGGAGAAACUUCAGAAGUUUACCUCAAGACCUGUUUUCAAAGAGCAACUUAAAACCAAGUAUGAAUCGAUUUUAAGACAGUAUGAAAAUGAGUUAACAACAAUUGAAACAUGUUUUUUGACUCACCAAAAUAAUCCUCCAAUUUCUCGAUACCAUCCUCCAAUUUCUGGAUCUAUAUUUUGGGUACGAAUGUUAUUCGAUAAGAUUAAAGAGCCAAUAACUGUUUUCCAAUCAUAUAAAUGUUGA
Messenger RNA from Rhopalosiphum padi (bird cherry-oat aphid), 2575 nucleotides. RefSeq lists its product as uncharacterized. NCBI's taxonomy places the organism in Eukaryota, Metazoa, Arthropoda, Insecta, Hemiptera, Aphididae. The transcript is spliced from 13 exons. The record is from RefSeq and is a predicted model, not a curated record. The coding region runs from base 131 to 2575 and encodes 814 amino acids.